Messenger RNA from Onychostoma macrolepis, 2232 nucleotides. Its product is annotated as cyclin-L1-like. Lineage: Eukaryota; Metazoa; Chordata; Actinopteri; Cypriniformes; Cyprinidae. The record is from RefSeq and is a predicted model, not a curated record. Gene Ontology annotation, molecular function: cyclin-dependent protein serine/threonine kinase regulator activity. The coding region runs from base 280 to 1491 and encodes 403 amino acids. Gene Ontology annotation, biological process: regulation of transcription by RNA polymerase II. The transcript is spliced from 10 exons. Gene Ontology annotation, cellular component: nucleus.
GUGCCGUGCUGAACCGGACCGUGUUGCCAAGUCCGCGGUUUUCCCGCGAAACUAGGCAGAGCCGCCGCGGGUGGAAGCAACCCCAAUAACGUGAUAUUUAGCCUCUGGAAUAUAAAUUCUACCCCGUCAAAAAACUGUGUAUUUUAGCCUCCGGAACGCAUUUACCGGGGGACCCCCUCGAAACGCGAUUGCUAGGUUUGGGCGAGUUUUGAGUAGAAAUUAGGCGGGUUUUGUUGUGAAAACCUGGCAACCCUGAGCCGGACUCCCUCACAGGGGAAGAUGGCGGCGGUCGCCGGGGCGCUUCUGCCCGGUGACGGGAUCGUGAUCGCGGGAAAACUCUACUCGGGUGUCGCGCUCACGCUGGACACCUGCCUGCUGCCGCACGAGAGCGCGCACUGCAGCCCCUCGCGAGCGCACGGACUGUCGGCGCGCACGGAGGAGCAGCUUCGGAACCGGAUGUGCGAGAUGAUCCAGAGCGCGGGAAUUCUGCUCCGCUUACCUCAGGUUGCCAUGGCAACAGCCCAGAUCCUGUUCCAUCGGUUCUUCUACUGCAAAUCGUUCGUGAGACACUGCGCGGAGACGGUGGCCAUGGCGUGUCUUCAGCUGGCGUCUAAGAUCGAAGAGGAGCCGCGGCGCGCGAGGGACGUGCUGAACGUCUUCCAGCAUCUCAAAGACGCGGCGGGAGACAGGCGCAGUAGCCCCAUGCUGCUGGACGAAGGCUACGUCAGCCGCAAGAGCAACGUGAUCAAAGCAGAGCGGCGCGUGCUGAAGGAGCUCGGCUUCUGCGUCCACGUCAAGCACCCGCACAAGGUGAUCAUGAUGUAUCUCCAGGUUCUGGAGUGUGAGAAGAACUCCAGAUUGCUUCAGAUGGCCUGGAACUACAUGAACGACAGUUUGAGGACGGAUGUGUUUUUGAGGUUCAGGGCUGAAACAGUAGCGUGUGCAUGUAUCUUUCUUUCUGCACGAGUUUUACAGAUCCCUCUGCCUGACCAGCCGCCCUGGUUCUUGUUGUUUGGGGCAUCAGAACAGGACCUGAUAGAGAUCACUUCUUGUAUUCUGAGGCUGUACACGAUGCGGUGUGAGUCGCUGGCCACUCUGCAGCAGCAGGUGGAGGAAAUGCGUUCAAUAUUGGACGCUCAAUAUAACGCGAGCAAACCAGCAGGACUAUCGUCUGCGACUGAAACCCCGACAGCCGGGUUCUCUCCUGCGUCUAAAGCUGCGUCUCCUGUAGAAAACCAGAAGAAUCACGAAUCCCCGCUGUCACGUCUCGCCCUCAAAAACGCCUGUCGAAAGAUCGCAAGCAGAGACGGGAGGAAGCGUCUGAGUCGCAGCGAUGAAAGGCGAAACGCUCGCUGCAUCCCGUCGCCCCCCAGACGCAGGCGCAGUCGCAGCGUUUCUUCUCCGUCUCCUGGACGCACAAAGUCCCACAGACACCGGCAGAGGGAGCGGGAACGAGCGCGGAGAAAGCCAUAUUCGUCUCGCAGGAGAUGAUGUCAUCGGGUCGGGGCAGCGGACCAAAACUGACCAAUCAGACGGCGUCUGUGAAACCUCUUAAACUGCCUUGAAAAAUGUGUUUUGUAUUGUGUAUUAGAGCUGCACGAUGAUCUCGUGAUCUCGAAUCGCCCGUGUCUAUUAAACCUUUGACAGAGUCUUACCGGAACAUUCAAAUCUGCGUUUGCGUUUCUUCUGACACAGAGAGCAAACAUUUAACGUUACCGUGUUUCGAUAAGAAACAGUCUUUUCAACUACACGCAGUAUUAUUUCAGUCUUACCGUCAUUCAUAUUAUCACAGAAAUACUGGGAUUGAAGUUUAUAGUUCAGAUAUAAACACUGAUGCCUAUGGUAGCGAUCGAAAUAGAGCAAAUCCCCUUUUGAAAGUAACUGCUGCGUUAAAUAACGUUUGUGUAAUUUUGACGCAUACAAUGUAUUGUUGGCUAUUGCUACAAAUAUAGCUGUGCUGCUUAUGACUGCUUUUGUGCUGCAGGGUCAUGUAUAUUAAAAUGUUUAAUAAUUCGUUCAAAUUAAUUAACCACUUUUAAAUACACUGCAGCAAUUAAUAUUUUGUCACACAUUAUUUCGUUUAGCUCAGAAGCGUGGGAGAAUCGCGAUCUCUAUUUGAGACAAAAAAGUCGUGAUUCUAAAUUCAUCCGGAAUCGUGCAGCUCUAUUGUGCAUUUAUAUGAGAAAUCUUGAGUCUCCUGAGAAGAGUUUAAAUAAAAUUGGAGCAUUUUAA